Mesitornis unicolor (brown roatelo) is the source of this 579-nucleotide messenger RNA. RefSeq names its product potassium voltage-gated channel subfamily KQT member 4-like. NCBI's taxonomy places the organism in Eukaryota, Metazoa, Chordata, Aves, Mesitornithiformes, Mesitornithidae. Gene Ontology annotation, cellular component: membrane. Gene Ontology annotation, molecular function: voltage-gated potassium channel activity. Bases 58 to 579 code for a protein of 173 amino acids. The record is from RefSeq and is a predicted model, not a curated record. The transcript is spliced from 4 exons. Gene Ontology annotation, biological process: potassium ion transport.
CCGGAGGACAGCGCUGAGGAGAAGGGCUCCCACUGCGACCUGGCCUUCGAGGACAUCAUGCCAGCGGUGAAGACCCUCAUCCGCGCUGUCAGGAUCCUGAAGUUCCUGGUGGCCAAGAGGAAGUUCAAGGAGACUUUGCGUCCCUACGACGUCAAGGACGUCAUCGAGCAGUACUCGGCCGGACACCUGGACAUGCUGGGCAGGAUCAAGAGCCUGCAGAUGCGCGUGGACCAGAUCAUGGGCAAGGGGGCCCUCACGGCGGACAAGAAGACACGGGAAAAAGGGGAGAAGCCGGCGCUGGAGAUGGAGCUGGUGGACGAGCUCAGCAUGAUGGGGCGCGUGGUCAAGGUGGAGAGGCAGGUGCAGUCCAUCGAGCACAAGCUGGACCUGCUGCUCGGCAUCUACUCCCAGUGCCUCCGCAAGGGCUCCACGAACUCCUUCAGCCUGGCGGCCGUGCAGGUGCCCCCCGGCGAGCCCGACAUCACCUCCGACUACCACAGCCCCGUGGACCACGAGGACAUCUCGGUCUCGGCCCAGACCCUCAACAUCUCCAGGUCGGCCAGCACCAACAUAGACUGA